CUCAACUUCUACUUCCAGGUUGAAUACCUACCAUGUUCUCCGGAUCCGUGAAUUGUGCAUCCGAGACACUCGACGAUACUCCAUAACCCCCUCAGUUUGACCAGCCGCCACCUCGGCGAGCUGUGUCCCGUCGCAAUGAUACGCCAGGCCGGGCAGGUCCCCCGAGCGUGUGCCGCAUCGAUAAAACUUAUACCAUGGCCCCUCAACGCACGACGACUCGCCCUGCACUCGCGACACUCGAGACCUCUUCACACCUCCCCCGAUGAUCCUCCCACAGCCGGUCCGGCCGAUUCGGAUCCCGCGUCCAACAACACCCCGCCCACCUCUUCCCCUCAGCAGGAAAAUCACAAUGGCUCAGGGCCCGGCCAGCCGCAGCAAAACCAACCAGCCGUCAACCAUGCGCAGGAAGGUCCGAAAACCUCUAGAGCUCGACCCGACCGGGAUCACCUCGGCCGCGUUGUACGGUCCAAGAAGUGGGCGUAUCCCGAUGACCGGGUCCGCUCUUUUCGGCGGGUGCUCAAUAAGAUGAUGAGCAAAAAGAAACUCGACUCUCGUGUGGCGCAAUUCGAAAGAUGGGACAAAAAUAUGAGAAUCGUCUUUAAUCGCCUAAAUGGCGUCAAGACAACCCCCUCCACCGAGGACGAAACUGAGGGUAUGGAAACCCUUGAGAGGCUCUUGACUUCCGAUACGGUCGAGGACAUGAGGUCAUCCUGGCUCGCAAUACCACCGCAAGACCGCGAUACCGACAAAUGGCUUGAUAUGAUGAUGGCUGCGGUGGACUCUCGAAUUGAACGCACAGCCAUGGUGCUAGAGGCCACUGCCGAAAAAGGCCUCACGCCCUCCUGGGCCGUGGCAGACGUCUUUGCUGCCCUCGCCGUUUGGUAUGCAAAGCUCCCGGAGGGUAGUCAAAAGGACCAGCAAACCCAGCUUCCCCGGUUACUUGUUCACCUCCUCCGCAAUAGCCGUCGGGGCUACUACCGGUUCCACCAAUACGCCAUCGGACUAACGCUGUCCGGCUGUGAACCCGAUGCGGUGGCCGAGAUAUACUCGGCAAUACAAGCGCUCGACCACCCUCUCCACUGGAACACCAAGCUCAAGAUUGCAAAGAGUCUCACCCAAAAAACAAAGCACAAGCUGGCUGCUCUCAGGGUGUUUGAGAGCCUUUUUGACGACCCCAAGGCCGAUGUCCACGGCCGUCGCUGCGCGGCAUUGGCUACGGAACUUUUCGCAUUGCCCGAGGACUGGGACUACCGCCGGUCGCCGGUAGAGGUGCAAUUGCUCGCUGAAGCCUUCGAGCGUGUCGUGGGCCGCGGCCUCUCCCCAAACAUCGUAACAUAUACGGCCAUGAUUCGGGCCUUGUGUUUAACCAACCAACUAGACGCUGCUUGGAAAAUCUACGAGGUCAUGCGCAAUUCAGGGACCACGCCAGACCCUCACGUCUUCUCCAUCCUCCUAAACGGGGCCAAGCGCGCUCUGAGGCUUGACUCGGUCAUCCGAAUCAUGGAGGAAGCAACACCCGACGCCUUGCAAACACCCUACAUCUGGAACGACUUGGUUCACACCAUCCUUUUGGCUGCGGACGAGGAACUCCCCGCGGCCUCAAUCGGCAAGGACACGAUCCCUCUACCAGCCUUUUCCACUAUGCUCCAAGUUUAUUCCAAGUUCUUCGAUCUGAAACCCCUACAAAAGCUCAUACCUGCUGGCUCGCCGGAGCCGGCGGAUAACGCUACGGGCUGGGCUUGGAAGGAAAAGCUGGCCCCCCUCAUCGAACAACUGCCCGUCUCCUCGCCUGAUAAGCUCGUCGAGCCUGGUCUCGAGACCCUAGGCAUCAUGUUGGUAGGCUACAUCAGAAACCUCCCUACCACACAACACGUCAUGGAGUUCUACUCGCACUUCCGGAAACUACUACACGACCGAGACCCGCUCGCCAUCAAACUCGUGAUGCACAAUACACUCCCCUACGACGUCGUUCUCGACUUCAUAUCAACCCGCCCCGGUAUGCUAAACGUAGCCCUCGACAUCGUCCAGGGCAUGCUCAGAGACGCCUUCAGCUCCACAAUGGCUCUCAGGCAAAGCCUGGCGGAAUCCGACCCGGAGGAACCCGGCCAGAGCGAGAGCCCAGAGCCCGGCACCCCGGCCGCCUACCGCCACCCGGCGCCGAGCGUCCACACCUGGACCAUCCUCAUCCGAACCUUCUGCUGGCAGGCGCACCCGGAGACGGCGAUCCGCAUGAUCCGCAUCAUGCGCCGCCACGGCGUCGAGCCCAACCACGUCACCUGGCACGGCCUGCUCAACAGCUACGCCAAGCGCCAGGCCGUCGCCCCCGUCAUGGCCGUGCUCGACCAGCUCGACAAGGCCGGCUACCAGCCCAACCAGCACACCAUCCGCGCCAUCGCCAAGCUGCGCGG
Molecule: messenger RNA, 2408 nt
Organism: Chaetomium fimeti
Lineage: Eukaryota; Fungi; Ascomycota; Sordariomycetes; Sordariales; Chaetomiaceae
Exons: 1
Molecular function (GO): protein binding
Source: RefSeq, a predicted model, not a curated record